Drosophila suzukii is the source of this 2778-nucleotide messenger RNA. RefSeq names its product Adenosine deaminase acting on RNA (gene Adar). NCBI's taxonomy places the organism in Eukaryota, Metazoa, Arthropoda, Insecta, Diptera, Drosophilidae. Gene Ontology annotation, cellular component: nucleolus; cytoplasm. Gene Ontology annotation, molecular function: double-stranded RNA binding; tRNA-specific adenosine deaminase activity; double-stranded RNA adenosine deaminase activity. The record is from RefSeq and is a predicted model, not a curated record. Gene Ontology annotation, biological process: RNA processing; adenosine to inosine editing.
CCAUCGAAGUUUCGCCACCUCUAACAGAACUCUAACCGACGAAGAUUGUUAUUUUUUCUAGUGUAAUGUAAUGGACUAAAAUCAAAUCCUGACAUUUAAACCAGUGAAUCGCGACUGCAAUUUUCAUCGCUACGCUAACAAAUCAAAAACGCGGCAAGGGAGAGGAGGCGCACAGCACCGCCACCGAGGAUAAAACAAUCAGGAAUUGAUUUGUUUGUCCGGCCAUGUCGGUGUGUGUGUGAGGCAAGGGCUCGCCUGUGUGCGUCUGUGUGUGUGUGCUCUCUUUUUUUCGCCGCUAAAUUAAAUAAUUGCACUAUCAAAAAAUAAACAGGAAGAAGCGCAGCCAGAAGACAGAGAAGAGCAGCUAUCGUUAAACAAAUGAAACUCUGCCGAUACAGCGAAGUAAAAAUCAAUAAUUAGAGCCAAGUUCCCAAGCAAAAAGAGUCAUGUUAAACAGCGCAAAUAACAAUUCUCCCCAGCACCCGGUGAGUGCACCAUCUGAUAUCAACAUGAAUGGAUAUAACCGGAAAGCGCCACAAAAGCGGCGUUAUGAUAUGCCAAAAUAUGCUGUGUCACCAAAAAAGAAAACCUGCAAGGAGCGCAUUCCGCAGCCGAAAAACACGGUGGCAAUGCUGAAUGAGUUAAGACAUGGACUGAUUUACAAAUUGGAGUCACAGACUGGUCCGGUGCACGCACCUUUAUUUACGAUAUCCGUUGAGGUCGAUGGACAAAAAUACUUGGGCCAGGGACGCAGUAAAAAAGUGGCACGGAUCGAGGCAGCAGCCACAGCUCUGCGAAGCUUUAUCCAAUUCAAGGACGGAGCUGUUUUGUCGCCAUUGAAGCCGUCGGGCAACUUGGACUUUACCAGCGAUGAACAUCUAGAAAAUGGUAUUGAAAAUUUGUCCAACAAACAAUUGGUCGAGAUCAUUGAGACGUUGAUGUUGACUGAAAAGAAAUCCAACCUUACCUCGCUUGAACAACCCACGUUGCGUCUUCAAAUGUUUUGCAUGAGUCAGAAUGUCAGCAAGAGUGCUAUUACUGUUGAUGGUCAAAAGAAGGUUCCAGAUAAGGGUCCUGUAAUGCUGCUCUACGAAUUAUUUAAUGACGUUAAUUUUGAAUGCAUUAAUAUUGACGGCGCUCAGAAUAAUUGUCGCUUCAAGAUGACGGUUACAAUAAAUGAGAAAAAGUUUGACGGAACAGGUCCUUCCAAAAAGUUGGCAAAAAAUGCGGCAGCCAAGGCUGCACUUGCUUCGUUGUGUAACAUUUCCUACAGUCCAAUGGUAGUUCCACAAAAGAACGUACCCCUUCCAAUCGACGACAAGUCAUCAUCCAUGGAGUUGCCGCAGAUACAUGCAGAUACAAUUGGCCGACUUGUGUUGGAAAAAUUCAUGGAAGUAAUCAAGGGUCAAGAGGCUUAUUCGCGUCGAAAGGUAUUGGCGGGAAUUGUUAUGACUGAAAACAUGAAUUUUUGUGAAGCCAAAGUUAUUUCAGUUUCGACGGGUACAAAGUGUGUCAGCGGCGAGCACAUGAGCGUUAAUGGAGCUGUCUUGAACGAUUCCCAUGCUGAAAUAGUCUCUAGGCGUUGUCUUCUCAAGUUCUUAUAUGCGCAGCUGGAUCUGCAGUGCAAUCAGGCCACAGCAUAUCAGUCGAUUUUCGUGAGGAAUACUGAUGGGCAAUACCCUUAUAAACUAAAAUCCGGGGUACAUUUCCAUUUGUAUAUAAAUACAGCACCUUGUGGGGAUGCACGGAUAUUUAGUCCUCACGAAAACGACACUGGUGUUGAUAAACAUCCAAAUAGAAAAGCUCGCGGCCAAUUGCGUACCAAAAUCGAGUCCGGUGAAGGGACGAUUCCAGUGAAAAGCAGUGAUGGAAUACAAACGUGGGAUGGCGUAUUGCAGGGCCAACGCCUGUUAACAAUGUCGUGCUCGGACAAAAUUGCACGUUGGAACAUCGUGGGUAUACAAGGCUCCCUAUUGUCUUCCAUAAUUGAACCAGUGUACCUGCAUUCGAUUGUGCUGGGCAGCUUGCUGCACCCAGAGCACAUGUACCGUGCGGUGUGCGGCCGGAUCGAGAAGUCCAUUCAAGGCCUGCCACCGCCAUACCAUUUGAAUAAGCCGCGCCUUGCCUUGGUCACUUCGGCCGAACCGCGAAACCAGGCCAAGGCUCCAAACUUUGGGAUUAAUUGGACCAUUGGUGAUACCGAGUUGGAAGUGGUGAACUCGCUCACUGGUCGAACCAUUGGCGGUCAAGUGUCGCGCAUCACGAAGCAAGCGUUUUUUGUUAAAUAUGGAUUUUUAAUGACAAACUUACCAGGUAUUUUAGUCCGCAAAGUAACUACAGACUAUGGACAAACCAAAGCUAACGUAAAGGACUAUCAGACGGCAAAGCUCGAGUUGUUUUCUGCAUUCAAGCGAGAAGACCUUGGAAGCUGGCUGAAGAAACCCAUUGAACAAGACGAGUUCGGUCUUGCCGAAUGACUGCACUCAGCACUAUUAUAUAAUUUAUUAAAAGACAACAGUAACGGCAAGCAAUUAAUAGAAUUAGAUGAUAUAGAUUUUAUGACAAGUUCUUAUGUAGAAUGCAAAUUAAGUUGGGUGCAAAAACAUCGAUAUGAAAUUCAUAUGAUUGAGAACCUGCCAACCUUGCGUACCCAUUGCAACAGCAAGCACAAAGAUGCUUAUGCUCGAAAUAUGAAAAACGGCUCUAGAAUAUUUAUAGAAUAGAAUGUAGUUUUUAUGCUGGAACUGAGUAAAGGAGUAUUAUGGCGUUUUUUUUGAA